This is a messenger RNA of Astyanax mexicanus (Mexican tetra), 818 nucleotides long. RefSeq names its product C-X-C motif chemokine 11-6-like. Gene Ontology annotation, molecular function: CXCR chemokine receptor binding; chemokine activity. The transcript is spliced from 4 exons. Bases 235 to 513 code for a protein of 92 amino acids. Gene Ontology annotation, cellular component: extracellular region. Gene Ontology annotation, biological process: inflammatory response; neutrophil chemotaxis; antimicrobial humoral immune response mediated by antimicrobial peptide. The record is from RefSeq and is a predicted model, not a curated record. NCBI's taxonomy places the organism in Eukaryota, Metazoa, Chordata, Actinopteri, Characiformes, Acestrorhamphidae.
AAUAACUGGGUUUUUCCAUGACAGAAGGAAAUAGAUCAUGAUAGACUGGAAAGUGAAAGCAGCUCAGACAAAUACUGGACUAAGGAAAACCCCAGUUUUCACACAUAAAACCUGGGUAAGGACUGGCUCCUGUCCUCAGAGCUUCUUGAGGAGCCACAUCAAGAGCAUCUCUAACAGAAUCCUUAAGCCCAACAGACAUCUUCACCAGGAGCAUCUUGAAGAACAAGGGACAACAUGAAGACCACUGUAGCUUUGGUUGUGUUUGCCUGUCUAUUUGCAGUUUUUGUACAAGGACAGAGGACUAGUGUACAGAGGUGCUUAUGUCAGGGUCCUGGGAUGAACAUGGUUCGUCUGCAGCGAGUAGAGAAGAUUGAAGUCUUUUCUCCUAGUCCAUCCUGUGACAAACUGGAAAUUAUUGUCACACUGAAGAACGGUGCAGGGAAAAAGUGCUUGAAUCCAGAAUCCAACUUCGCCAAGAAUUACAUCAGGAAAGCUCUUAAAAACAGGGGCUGAAAAAGGAGGAAAAAAGACUGAAGAAAACGGCUGAGAACACAAUCACUAACUUGAACUACAUAUACGUCCCAUUGUAUUUAUGUUCUGUAAAUACUAAAUAUAUUACUCUUUUGUUUUGUUGUGUUCAUUUAUAAACUAUUUGUACAGUGACAUCUGCAUAAUUUAUAUAUUGUAAAUGCUUAAAAAACACAGUUGUGUACCUAUUUAUAUUCUUUUUAUUCUGAAGUUUUGUUUUUCUGUCUGAAAUGUAAUAAACUGUGUCUGAAAGUGUCAAACAACUUGGCAAAUAAAUACUCAUUACGAUA